Molecule: messenger RNA, 2379 nt
Organism: Westerdykella ornata
Lineage: Eukaryota; Fungi; Ascomycota; Dothideomycetes; Pleosporales; Sporormiaceae
Product: HCP-like protein
Exons: 2
Coding region: 1-2379 (792 amino acids)
Molecular function (GO): protein binding
Source: RefSeq, a predicted model, not a curated record
AUGGCCCAAGCAUCAGUCGCACCUUCCGAGAGCUUACCGCCAAAUCCUCUCCACGAUACCGCCCCCAGCACAUCUCCUCCACAAGGCUACCGUUCCAGCCGGUCGAGCAUAGAAAGCUACACAAACUCUACGAGCCCAGUCAGGCGAAAACCGCUUCCCGUACCCAAGGACCUCCGCAUACCCUCCUUCAAUAUUGGUGAGCAUGAGGAUACAGUAGAAGGCGCGCGUGGCUCGAGGCAGUCUGGCUCCACUUCGGACCUGAACUCUGCUGACCAUUCAAGAUCAGCCUCAAAGGACACAUAUGGGGACUUCGGAAAUCGGGAUUCGGGGAACUCGUUAGCCAUGACCAAGGACAUACCCAUCCACCAACUCAGUAUCAGCGACGCGCCCUGCAACGCACGGCAUUCCAGUGCUGCGCAGUAUGAGGACACCUUCUCGUCAGACGACGACGACGAGAAGAGGCCACAUGCCGCAUCCGGCACCAUUUACGGCAGCGGCAAGACGAGAGAUGGAGACGCCGCAAACAAUCGAUACCCCGCCCCCAACGGAAUCGUAUAUGUGAAUGAUGAGCGAUCAGGAGAGGAAAUUCUCGCAGACGACAGGCGGAACGAAGUGCACAAUCAAAACCAAUAUACGUACGAGGCACCAAAUGGCAUCGUGUACGUGAACGACGCGCGGACGUCGGAACAGAUAUUUGAGGCACAAACGCAAUCGUCGGACGACGUAUCCUAUUCCAGCCACCCUCACUCGUCCGCACCCUAUAGUGCAGAUGCGUAUUACCUCAACGACUCUACCGCGACGCCAUCCUCCCGUCCCUCCUACGACAUGGGCCAGUUGCGUCAAAAGUCUGCAUCGCCCGGAAGCAGCAGCAACCACAGUGAUCCUCGGCUCGACUUCAACUUUGGCCUCGACGUACACCCGCCCCGCACCUCGUCGGCAAGACCAAGCUCCGCAUAUGCGCUGGGCUCCGAGCUGCAUCCCGGCGGUCGUACUCACUCCCCACACCUUUCCGCAGGGGGCGGGCCUCCUUCGCCGAACCUCUCGCCCGCCAACUAUGGCAGGAACCUGGGAGUCGCCCGCCGGUCGCCAGAGACCCGCCCUACAUCGUAUGUCGAUCUGCUCAAUCUCCCCUACAACCAGCAGGUUGCGCCUACGGCGAAUGUCUUCGGCAAUGCUCAGCUGCGAGGGGUGGUGGGUCAGAAUGCCAGCUUGCUGGAUACAAAGAAGACGUUGGACAUGUACCGACAGAAUGUGAAGAAGACGCAAGACAAUGUGGUACAGUACGAGUUUGCGAUCUACAUGGUGGGCCUUGCGAGAGAACUGAUGGCGUUCCAACACCCUUCUGACGGCCCGGAGCCUCACGCCGCUCCCCCUGCCAAGUCAUCUGGCCUCGAUGCUGCGGAAAUCCUACGGGAAGCCCGCCAGAUAUUACAGAAGCUCGCCGACCGCAGCUACCCCUUUGCGCAGUACUACCUUGCGGACGGCUACGCAUCGGGCCUCUUCAACAAGGAUAAGCCGGAUUAUGAUCGGGCUUUCCCCCUCUUCGUUGCCGCAAGCAAGCACGGCCACGCAGAGUCUGGGUAUCGGGCGGCGCUCUGCUACGAGUUUGGCUGGGGCUGCCGCAAAGACUACGCGAAAGCGGUCCAGUUCUACCGUGCGGCAGCGUCGAAGAAUCACCCCGGAGCUGCGACACGUCUGGGAAAGGCAUGUCUGACGGGAGACAUGGGCCUGCAGAACCGGUACAAGGAGGGCGUCAAGUGGCUCAAACGCGCCACCGAAGCGGCCGACCACCAGUACAACAGCGCGCCGUACGAGCUGGGCCUGCUGCACGAGACGGGCUUCGGGGACGACAUCUUCAAGGAUGAGGUCUACGCUGCGCAGCUCUUCACGCAAGCGGCAGACCUGGGCCAUCCAUACGCGGCAUUGAAGUUGGGCGAGGCCUACGAACACGGCUUGCUGCGGUGUCCCAAGGAUCCUGCCGUCUCGGUCCACUACUACAACUGCGCUGCGCAGGCGGGGGUGCCCGAGGCCAUGAUGAAUCUCUGCGCUUGGUACAUUGUGGGUGCGGAACCCGUGCUCGAGAAGGACGAGAACGAGGCGUACGAGUGGGCGAAGCGGGCUGCCGAGCAAGGCCUCCCCAAAGCCGAAUAUGCCGUCGGCUACUUCACGGAAAUGGGCAUCGGCUGCCAACGCGACCCGCUCGAAGCCAACGUCUGGUACGUCCGGGCGGCGGACCACGGGGACGAGAGGGCAAAACAGAGACUCGCCGUCAUUUCGGCGGCGGCAUCGGGACAGCAGUAUAAGCCGGGGAGCUCGUCGCCGGCGUCGAAAGAUAAGCUGAAGAAGGGCAGCAAGGACGAGAAUUGCGUGGUCAUGUAG